AUGAAGGCUGCUGCAACUGGACGGUUUCUUCUGGUGCUCAUGGCUUGCAGCGUGCAUGCUGUCACCCGCAGCAGCAGCAACACCACUCCUGGGAACCAAACAGAUCGACUAUCACUGCUUGAAUUCAAGAACUCGAUCAGUUUGGAUCCACAGCAAGCAUUGGCUUCUUGGAAUGACAGCACUCAUUUCUGCAAUUGGGAAGGUGUCACGUGCAGGACGACAAGCAAUCGUGUCACUAAUCUUGAUCUUGGAAAUCGAGGUUUAGUCGGCCAAAUAUCUCCUUCGCUCGGAAACCUGACAUUCCUGAAACAGCUGUCCCUAGCAACAAACAGAUUCAGUGGACAAAUCCCAGCAGCCCUUGGCCAGUUGCAUCGCCUCCAAACCCUCUACUUGAGUAACAACACGUUACAUGGAGUUAUACCUACUUUUGGAAACUGUUCCAAUCUGGAGAUACUAUGGCUCAAUGGGAACAAUCUCGUUGGAGGAUUUCCGGACCUGCCACUUGGACUUAAACAGCUGGAGCUUGGAUCUAACAAUCUUUCAGGCACCAUCCCUCCUUCUCUUGCCAAUAUCACAACACUUAAGGUGUUGGGCUUCAAUUACAAUAGCAUUGAGGGAAACUUCCCACAUGAGUUUGCGAAGUUUCCGGAGCUACAGCGUCUGCACACUGGUGACAACCAUUUGGUAGGUAGUUUUCCACAGGCCAUCCUGAAUCUUUCAACCCUCGUUUCCUUUCGUAUUGCAAUGAACGAUUUAAGCGGCGAGGUGCCACCUGGCCUAGGUAGCUCUCUUCCCAACCUCCAAAUUCUUCUAAUAGACUACAACUUUUUCCAUGGUCACAUCCCUUCCUCGUUGGCCAAUGCAUCAGAUCUGCGCAUGAUUGAUAUGUCAAACAACAGUUUCACUGGCGUGAUCCCUAGUUCCAUUGGCAAACUUGGCAAUCUCUACGGGCUGAAUCUUGAGUUAAAUAAACUUAAAGCUCGUAACAGUCAAGACUGGGAGUUUAUUUACAGCUUAGGCAACUGUAGUAAGCUACAAGGAUUAUCAGUAGUUGACAAUCAGCUAGAAGGCCACGUACCAACUUCAUUAGGUAACCUUUCUGUUGAACUGCAGAUAUUAUUACUGGGGAAUAAUCAAUUAUCAGGUGGUUUUCCUUCUGGCAUCGCAAACCUUCGCAACCUGUUUUGGUUAGGACUAGGUGGGAAUCAAUUUACAGGCAAGGUUCCAGAAUGGCUUGGAACUCUAAACAGUUUACAAGUGAUGAAUUUAGGUAACAACAACUUCACUGGGUUUAUUCCAUCAUCCCUUUCGAACUUGUCUCAGCUAUUAUAUCUCUAUCUUGAAUCCAACAAAUUCGAAGGGCAUUUACCUGCAAGCAUAGGAAAUCUUCAAAAUCUUCAACUAUGUGACUUUUCAAAUAACCUUCUUCAUGGUGGUAUUCCCAAAGAGAUGUUUGGAAUUCCAGCAAUCCUUCAUAUUGAUUUAUCUGUAAACCACCUGCAUGGGCAACUCCCUUAUGAAGUAGGCUAUGCCAAGGAGCUCAUAUAUUUGAAUCUUUCGUCAAAUAUGCUGUUUGGAGACAUUCCAACCAAUAUAGGUAAUUGUGAAAACUUGCAGUACAUUGGGUUGCAACAGAAUAGUUUCGGAGGAAGCAUACCCGUUUCACUAGGCAACAUAAGGGGUCUAGAAGUUCUGGACUUGUCUCACAAUAAUUUGACCGGGUCAAUACCGAUGUCCCUCACAAACCUCCAAUACCUUGAGCAACUAGAUUUGUCAUUCAACAACAUCAGCGGUCAGGUCCCAUUGAAAGGGAUAUUCAGUAAUGUGACUGCUGUGAGGAUUGAUGGAAAUCCAGGGCUUUGUGGUGGGCCAUUGGAGCUACACCUACUCGCAUGCCAUGUCAUGCCUGCUAAUUCAAGUAAGCAGAGGCAUUCCAUUGUACAAAAAGUAGUGAUCCCAUUAUCUUGCAUUUUGUCCCUUGCUAUAGUCAUAACUGUAAUGGUUGUCUGGAGAGGAAAACAAAAGACAAAUCUGUUAUCUUUGCCCUCAUUCAGUAGCAAAUUUCCCAAAGUUUCAUACAACGAUCUCGCUGGAGCAACAUGCGGGUUCUCAUCAUGCAAUUUGAUUGGCAAAGGAAGAUAUUCUUCCAUGUAUAAAGGAGAACUCUUCCAAGACAAAACCAUGGUUGCUGUCAAAGUUUUUCGCCUAGAGACAUGGGGGGCACAAAAGAGCUUCAUUGCAGAAUGUAAUGCUCUACGAAAGGUGCGGCACCGAAAUCUAGUUCCUAUACUCACUGCAUGCUCUAGUAUUGAUUCCAAUGGAAAUGAUUUCAAAGCCUUAGUCUAUGAGUUCAUGACACAAGCAUCGUCCUCCACUUAUUUAAUGUCGUCUUCUGUCGCUAUUAUGGGAACAAUAGGGUAUAUUCCUCCAGAGUGUGCUGCAGGCGGAGCUGUUUCAAGUGCUGGGGAUGUAUACAGCUUCGGGAUUGUUCUACUUGAAAUAUUUUUGCGAAGGAGGCCAACUGAUGAUAUGUUCAAUGGUGAGAUGAACAUUACAAAAUUUGUUGAGAUGAACUUUCCUGACAGGAUACCACAGAUAAUAGAUCCUGAACUACUAGUAGAGCAACAACAUUUAUGUCCAGAAACUUCAGUGGCCAUGAAGGAGAAAAGCUUGGAGUGUUUGCUUUCAGUCCUAAACAUUGGGCUUCUCUGCACCAAGCCGUCCCCGAAUGAGCGCGUCUGCAUGCAGGAAGUCACUGCAAGGUUGCACGGAAUCAAGAAAGCAUAUAUAUCAUAG
Miscanthus lutarioriparius is the source of this 2796-nucleotide messenger RNA. The record is from the annotation of a GenBank genome assembly. NCBI's taxonomy places the organism in Eukaryota, Viridiplantae, Streptophyta, Magnoliopsida, Poales, Poaceae.